Morchella importuna is the source of this 1284-nucleotide messenger RNA. RefSeq lists its product as uncharacterized. Gene Ontology annotation, molecular function: double-stranded RNA binding; tRNA binding; nucleotidyltransferase activity. Gene Ontology annotation, cellular component: cytoplasm. The record is from RefSeq and is a predicted model, not a curated record. NCBI's taxonomy places the organism in Eukaryota, Fungi, Ascomycota, Pezizomycetes, Pezizales, Morchellaceae. Gene Ontology annotation, biological process: regulation of translational fidelity. The coding region runs from base 1 to 1284 and encodes 427 amino acids. The transcript has a single exon.
AUGGCAAACACACCGCCGCCGUACGCCCGACAGGCGUCCUACAUCACCGAGACGUUAAAGGUCUCACCGUCCAGCAUCAAGCUCACGCCCUCGCCCGAACCACUGCAUCCCUAUGACUCGCCGACUGUGCAUAUUGACGACCCAGAGACCGAGGAAGUCAUAAAGGCUGCGGCGCAGCUGCUGCACCAGUCAAAGUGCGUGGCAUUCCCGACAGAAACUGUCUAUGGUCUCGGCGCGGACGCCUGCAACACAGAGGGCGUGAAGAAUAUAUUCUCUGCCAAGCAGCGCCCUCUCGAUAACCCGCUCAUCGUGCAUGUGGCGUCGCUGCGACAGCUGCGGGAGCUCCUGCCACCCGCCCAACUAUCCACGUCUUCCCCGCCGUCGCCGGCGCCUUCUCCACCAAACACGUCUCACGGCCUCCAAAGCAAGGCCUGCCAGGAGGGUGUCAUCCCGGAGGUCUAUGAGCCACUCAUUGCAAAAUUUUGGCCCGGGCCACUUACCAUACUGCUUCCGCUACCGCCAAACUCGCGACUCUCGCCGUCAGUCACCGCCGGGCAGCCAACAUUCGCCGCAAGACUACCAGAGCAUCCAAUAGCGCUUGCCCUCUGCUCACUAUCGAGGCUCCCGCUCGCCGCGCCGUCCGCCAAUGCCUCCGGAAACCCAUCGCCGACCACUGCCGCCCACGUGUAUACUGACCUGCAGACGCGUAUCCCACUUAUCAUCGACGGAGGGUCCAGCAACGUCGGCCUCGAAUCGACCGUCGUCGACGGACUCCACAAUCCCCCCGUUGUCCUCCGCCCCGGCGGCAUCAGUGUAGAACAGAUACGCGCGUGUGGUGGCGUCUGGAAGGACGUCAUUGUGCGCAAAUCCGACACCGAAGACCACGAUGCGGCGCCACAGGCGCCGGGAAUGAAGUACAAGCACUAUUCGCCCCGUGCCGGGGUUGUGCUGUUCGAGCAUGGCGCGAAACAGCCGUCACAGAAGAAUAUACGGCCCAUGAAUGUCGCGGGCACGGGAUGGUCAGGAAGGGUUGGGUUCUUGAGGACAAGAACAUGGCCCGAAGGUGUGGGCGCCAAUGAGGACAAGAGGUGGACGGUCUUUGAGCGCUCUCUGGGGACGAACGGGAGCGACAUCUCGAGGGCGCUGUUUGCGGGAUUGAGGGAGCUGGAUGAUCUGGGGGUCGAUGUUAUCUAUGUUGAGGGUGUCGAGGAGACGGAUGAGGGCCUCGCGAUCAUGAACAGGCUGCGGAAGGCGGCGAGUGUAGUUGUUAGGCGUGUCCCGUAG